Molecule: messenger RNA, 2283 nt
Organism: Penicillium pulvis
Lineage: Eukaryota; Fungi; Ascomycota; Eurotiomycetes; Eurotiales; Aspergillaceae
Product: glycoside hydrolase family 3 protein
Exons: 3
Biological process (GO): glucan catabolic process
Molecular function (GO): beta-glucosidase activity
Source: RefSeq, a predicted model, not a curated record
GACAACUCGAGCACCGGUCUGCUAUCCACUGGCGAUGUCUCUCUCGGCGAUUGGCAACCGGCUUACAAAAAGGCUGUGGAAUUUGUGUCUAAGUUGAAUACCACGGAGAAAAUCAAAUUGAUCACGGGAAGUGGCGCCGCAGCCACGGAUGGCUCGUCUUUCACUGCCCUCGAAUUUACGGACGGAGAUAUGGGUCUACAGGACUAUUUCUAUGUCUCUGCCUUCAGUCUGGCGUCUGCAAUUAGUAUGACGUGGGAUAAAGAUGCCAUCUACGAACAUGCCAAAGCUGUCGGAACUGAGUUCUACAACAAGGGUAUCCAAGUCAUCGAUGGUCCAACAUCUCAGCCCUUAGGCCGGACACCUUGGUGUGGGCGCUUGGUCGAGACUUAUGGGUCUGAUCCGUACCUGAAUGGUAUUGCAACAGGCCUGACUGCCAAAGGAUAUACAGAUGUGGGAAUCAUUGGUGCUGUAAAGCAUUUCAUCUUGAAUGAGCAAGAGACAAACCGUACCACCUCAAUGAGUGGUGGAGGGGGCGGCGGCGGAGGAGGUCCAGGCGGAAACAGUUCUUUCUCAAUGCUCCAACGCAGAUCGAGCCAAGACAGCUCUAGCUCUGGAGCUCCCUAUUCCUCCAAUGUAGAUUCCAAGACCUUUCAUGAGACGUACCUCUGGUCUUUCUACGAUGGUGUUCACUCUGGCCUUGGUGGUGUAAUGUGCGCAAUGACCAAGGUCAAUGGAACCCUUUCGUGCGAGUCAUCCUCGCUUCUUCUUGAGACUCUCAAGACUGAGCUCGGCUUCCCAGGCCUUGUCUUCCCAGACACCAAUGGCCAGGAGCACGCUCUCGCUUCGGCUGUCAGUGGACUCGACUACGGUUCAUCUUCGCUUUGGUCUAGCUCCAACAUCGAAGGCUUCCUUGAGAACAAGACUAUGUCUGAAGCUCGUUUGAACGACAUGGCAGUUCGCAACUUGAUGGGAUACUACCAUGCUGGCCUCGACAAUGGAAAACAGGUAUCCACUGUAGAGGACGAUGCCUAUGUCGAUGUUCGUGCCAACCACUCUAAGCUGAUUCGCGCCCAAGGCGCCAAGUCUAUGGUUCUCCUGAAGAACACAGACAACGCGCUCCCGCUCAAGAAACCUCGCACGAUGGCCAUAUUUGGAGCCCAUGCACGAGCUUCAAUUGCCGGCCCUAACAUGGAAUUCAGUGUUGAAGGAUCUGGGCCAACCUACGAUGGGCAUCUUGCAACAGGCUCCGGAUCUGGUCAGGGAUCUUUACCGUACCUUAUCACUCCUGAGAUUGCCUUGACAAUGAAGGCUAGCCAAGACGGGACCAUGCUUCGCUGGGUUGCAAAUGACACAUAUUCCUCGUCGAGUAGCUCUGGACUGGUCAUGAAGGGAUCCAGUACUACCUCUGUCACUCCUUCGAUUAGCAAUUAUGCAGAGAACAUGGAUGUCUGUCUCGUUUUUCUCAACGCACUGGCCGGAGAAGGUGCUGACCGCACUGAGCUUACCAACGCCGACCAAGACAGUCUUGUUAAGGAGGUCGCCGAGAACUGCGCAAACACUGUUGUGGUCAUCAACACCGUCGGAGCCCGCCUCGUUGACGAGUGGAUCGAGAACGAAAAUGUCACUGCAGUGCUGUAUGGCAGCCUUCUUGGUGAAGAAUCUGGUAACUCUAUUGUUGAUGUCCUGUACGGAGAUGUCAACCCUAGCGGACGAUUGAUCUACACAAUCGCUAAGAACGAAUCGGACUACAACGUGGGGAUCUGCUACACUGCGAACUGCAACUUCACCGAAGGCAACUACAUCGACUACCGAUACUUCGAUGCCUACAAUGUGACACCCCGCUAUGAGUUUGGCUACGGUCUUUCUUACACCAACUUCACGUACUCCUCUCUGAAAAUUGACUCACCUUCGCCGCUCUCGCUUUAUCCCACCGGCAAGCUUGCUGUCGGUGGCUACGAGGAUCUCUGGGACAUUGUUGCAAAAGUGACUGCUGUGAUCAAGAAUGCCGGUACUAUUAGUGGUGCAGAGGUGCCUCAGCUCUACAUUCAAUAUCCCACAUCCGCAAAGCAGCCUCUUCGCCAGCUGCGUGGGUUCGAGAAUGUGAAAAUUGCUGCGGGUAAGCAGACGCAAGUGGAGUUCGGUUUGCGCCGCCGCGAUAUCUCUCACUGGGAUGUGGCGGCCCAGAAAUGGGCUGUUGCACCGGGGACAUACACGGUGUAUGUCGGAGCCAGCUCGCGGGAUUUGCGAUUGCAUGGAAGCUUUCGCGUUGAGACAAAAGCUUGA